This is a messenger RNA of Girardinichthys multiradiatus, 5420 nucleotides long. Its product is annotated as receptor-type tyrosine-protein phosphatase U-like. Gene Ontology annotation, biological process: protein dephosphorylation. Gene Ontology annotation, molecular function: protein tyrosine phosphatase activity; protein binding. Gene Ontology annotation, cellular component: membrane. The transcript has 31 exons. NCBI's taxonomy places the organism in Eukaryota, Metazoa, Chordata, Actinopteri, Cyprinodontiformes, Goodeidae. Bases 179 to 4567 code for a protein of 1462 amino acids. The record is from RefSeq and is a predicted model, not a curated record.
CUUCUUUGAAUCCCUCAGCUGCAGAUCAAAUGCUCUCUGUGCGGGCUGUGGAAGAAGCAGGCGCCCGCCCCUUCAAUGGAGGUAUUCGCAUAACUUCUCUUCAGCAGUUGUGUUGCAGCUGAAGCUGCAGCAACACUUCUCUUCAGGAUUUGUUUCUUGUGACGAGCCGGACUGGACCAUGCUACUUUCGCGACCCGCCGACAUGUAUUCAGCAGCGCUGCUACUGAUGCUGGCUGUCAGGAUCUGCGCAGAUGGCGUCGAGCGUCCAACAGCUGGCUGCGCCUUUGAAGAGGACUCGGACUCGGGCUUAUGUGAAUACCGCCAAGGUCAACAGGACGACUUUGACUGGCAGUUGAUCAAGACCUUUAACUGGCCACACCCAACAGCAGACCUCCUGCCAGGAUCCUUUAUGAUGGUCAAUUCCUCGCAGCAUUUGGGGGGCCAGCGAGCACAACUGUACCUGCUCCCCCUGAGUGAGAACGACACCCACUGCAUUCAGUUCAGCUACUUCCUGUACAGCCGUGACGGCCACAGUCCUGGGGCCCUACAGGUCUACAUCCGGGUCAACGGGGGUCCCAAGGGCAGCGCUGUUUGGAAUAUCUCAGGCUCCCAGGGGCACCAGUGGCACCAGGUGGAGCUGGCUGUCAGCACAUUCUGGCCCAGUGAUUACCAGGUCAUCUUUGAAGCAGUUGUUUCCAAAGAGCGACAGGGUUACAUUGCCUUGGAUGACACCGUGCUGCUCAAUUAUCCCUGUUACAAGGUGCCUCAUUUCUCUCGGCUGGGUGACGUGGAGGUGAACGCUGGGCAGAACGCCUCGUUUCAGUGUGUCGCCACGGGCAAAGUCUCGGAGACAGAGCCGUUCGUGCUUGAGCGGAGAAACAGCGUCGUGCUCGACACUUCUUGGCUGUCGCGGUUGAGCCACAAGCGGCUGAUGGCAACCUUUCAGGUGGAGGCACAACGUGGAGAGCAGGACCACUACCGCUGCGUCACUCUAUCCCCGAGAGGUGCCGCUGUGUCCAACUUUGGAGAGCUCAUUGUCAGAGUCCCCCCCACGCCGAUUGCUCCGCCCCAGCUCCUGCGGGCAGGUCCCACGUACCUGAUCAUCCAGCUCAACACCAACUCCAUUGUUGGAGAUGGACCUGUCAUUCGGCGGGAAAUCCAAUACCGGGCCAGUCAGUCAACCUGGAAAGAGACCCAUGUGGUUGGCUCACUUACCUACAAGGUGUGGCACCUUGAGCCAGACACAGAGUACUACAUCAGCGUCCUGCUAACUCGGCCCGGGGAGGGGGGCACUGGUGCGCCUGGACCACCACUGGUCAGCAGGACAAAGUGUGCAGAGCCCAUGCGUGCCUUGCGCGGCCUAACGGCCACAGAGAUCCAGCCGCGUCUUCUGGCCCUUCAGUGGGAGCCGCUGGGCUACAAUCUCACACGCUGCCACACAUACACUCUAUACCUCUGCUACCGCUACUCUAUGCCAACGGGGACCAGCGGGGGCAACAAUGCCACAGUAAGAGAGUGCCUGUCCGUGGACCGCAACACCUCCCACUUCACACUGAGAGACCUGCCACCCUUUCGCGCGGUCCACAUCAGGCUGGCGCUGGCCAACCCAGAGGGAAAGAAGGAGAGCAGGGAGGUCACCUUUCAAACGGAGGAGGACAUUCCUGGAGGCAUCGCUCCAGAGUCUUUGACCUUCACUCCACUCGAUGACAUGAUUUUCCUCAAGUGGGAGGAGCCUGUAGAGCCCAACGGUCUUAUCACACAGUAUGAGAUCAGUUACCAGAGCACAGAGUCCUCUGACCCUGGCAUUAAUGUACCCGGUCCUCGUCGUACCGUAUCCAAACUGAGAAAUGAAACCUACCACAUGUUCUCGGGCCUGCACCCCGGAACCACGUACCUGGUCUCUGUUCGCGCCCGGACUGCCAAAGGUUUUGGCCAAACAGCUCUUACAGAGAUCACUACAAAUAUAUCAGCCCCAGUGUUCGACUAUGAAGACAUUCCGUCUCCGCUCAGCGAGUCAGAGAGUACCAUCACCGUGCUGCUGCGCCCUGCCCUGGGGAGAGGAGCGCCUGUCAGUGCCUACCAGGUGGUUGUGGUGGUUGAGGAUGGCUCCCGCCGGGUGAGGAGGAGGGAGCUGGGAACCGUCGACUGCUUCCCAACUGCAAACUCCCACAGUGAAGCGCAGAUCAAAGGGGCCCCACAUUACUACACAGCUGAGCUGGCCCCCAGCAGCCUGCCCGAGGCCACGCCUUUCACUGUGGGUGACAAUCACACCUACAAUGGCUACUGGAACAGUCCUUUAGACCCUACCAAGAACUACCUCAUCUACUUCCAGGCUAGCAGCAACUUCAAAGGGGAGACCAGGAUAAAUUGUAUUCGGAUUGCUCGCAAGGCUGCCUGUAAGGACUCCAAGAAGGCUCUUGAGGUAUCCCAGCAUGCCGAGGACAUGGGUCUGAUCCUGGGAGCCUGCGCCGGGGGUCUGGUGAUCCUCAUUCUCCUCCUGGGGAUCAUCAUCAUCAUCGUGAAGAAGGGAAGGGACUUCUAUUCUUACCCUUACUACCCUAGGAAGAAAGUGGCCAUAAACAAGGCGGCCAUGUCCUACAGGCAGGAGAAGAGUCGCAAGCUGAGCCCUCUGGACUGCAGCAUGACUGAGCAGAGCACCCUCCAGCAGGACGAGAGGCUAGCUCACUCCUUCAUGGACGCCCACGGCUGCAGCGCUCGAAAUGAGCAGCGGAGCUCCGUCAACGAAUCCAGCAGCUUACUGGGAGGCUCACCACAGCGUCACUGUCGGAGGAAGAGUUCGCCUUAUCACACGGGUCAACUCCACCCAGCAGUAAGGGUGGCCGACCUCCUUCAGCACAUCAACCAGAUGAAGACAUCUGAGGGAUACGGCUUUAAGCAAGAGUACGAGAGUUUUUUCGAUGGCUGGGAUGCUACUAAAAAGAAAGAAAAGACCAAAGGACGACACGACAACCUGCUCAGCCCUGAUCGUCAUCGAGUCAAGCUCCACUCUCUGCUGGCAGACCCCAGCUCGGAUUAUGUCAAUGCAAACUACAUAGACAUUCGGAUAAACAGGGAAGGUUACCAGCGAUCCAACCACUUCAUUGCCACUCAAGGCCCCAAGCAGGAGAUGAUCUAUGAUUUUUGGCGGAUGGUUUGGCAGGAGAAUUGCUUCAGCAUCGUCAUGCUUACCAAGCUGGUGGAAGUCGGCAGGAUGAAGUGCUGUAAGUACUGGCCUGAUGACACUGAACUGUAUGGUGACAUUAAGAUAACACUACUGAAGACAGAAACCCUGGCAGAGUACACAGUCCGCACCUUCGCCAUGGAGAGGAGAGGCUACCCUGCAAAACAUGAGGUGUGCCAGUUCCAUUUAACUUCCUGGCCUGAGCACAGUGUUCCAUACCACGCCACUGGUCUGCUGGCCUUCCUUCGCCGAGUCAAGACCUCCACUCCCCCUGAUGCUGGACCUGUGGUUGUCCACUGCAGCAUGGGGGCAGGCAGGACUGGCUGCUACAUCGUGCUGGAUGUCAUGCUGGAUAUGGCCGAAUGUGAAGGAGUGGUGGACAUCUACAACUGCGUAAAGACCCUCUGCUCCCGACGUAUCAACAUGAUCCAGACUGAAGAGCAGUAUGUGUUCAUCCAUGAUGCCAUCCUGGAGGCUUGCCUUUGUGGAGAAACUGCCAUCCCUGUAUCUGACUUUGCUAUUACCUACAAGGAAAUGCUGAAAGUCGAUUCUCAGAGCAACACCUCGCAGCUCAGAGAGGAAUUUCAGACUCUGAACUCUGUGACUCCUCACCUGGAUAUAGAGGAGUGCACCGUCUCUCUGAUGCCCAGGAACCGAGAGAGGAACCGGAGUAUGGACGUUCUGCCGCCAGACCGUUCUCUUGCCUUCCUCGUCACCACAGAGGGCGAGAGCAGCAACUACAUUAACGCAGCGCUCGCCGACAGCUUCCUUCGGCCUGCUGCCUUUGUGGUGACCCCACAUCCAUUGCCCGGCACCACCACCGACUUCUGGAGGCUCAUAUAUGACUACAGCUGCACCUCUGUGGUGAUGCUAAACCAACUAAACCAAUCCAAUUCUGCAUGGCCCUGUCUGCAGUACUGGCCUGAGCCAGGAAUACAGCAGUUCGGGCCCAUGACUGUGGAGCUUCUGUCCAGGACUGCAGACGAUGACGUUAUCAUCCGUCUCUUCCGGAUUCAGAAUAUCACACGGCUUCAGGAGGGUCAGCUCGUGGUGCGCCACUUUCAGUUCCUGCGCUGGUCCCCAUACCGUGAUGUUCCCGACUCCAAGAAAGCUUUCCUCAGCCUUUUGGCUCAGGUUCACAACUGGCAGAGGGAGUGUGGCGAGGGGCGCGCUGUCGUCCACUGCCUGAACGGUGGCGGUCGAAGUGGUACUUUCUGUGCCUGCACCAUGAUCCUGGAAAUGAUACGGCACCACAGCAUGGUGGACGUGUUCUUUGCUGCCAAAACACUACGCAACUCAAAGCCAAACAUGGUGGAGACAAUGGAGCAGUACCGUUUCUGCUAUGAGCUGGUCCAGGAGUAUCUGGACUGCUUGGAGGUCAGAUAGCGCCAGUUCUUUUAAUUGAAUCCCUUCUCAAGGAAAUAGUCUGGAUGUUGGAUCCUGCUUCCUGGAUCUUUGCUCCUGACUCAUUAGUCCUUACAUACUGCUACAGUUGGAUACUUCACCAUGCCUGGAUAAAAACCCUAAAGAGAAAACUCACAACUUGUGACGUUCCACUCAAGACAACCCCUCUCCUGCUUCUCCUUGGUUCCCUGAUCCAAGCCGUACUCUUCUGUGCCAUUUUACAUCAGAGGACUUGAACAGGAGUGCUGUCCAGGCAGCCUUGCACCAUGUUGUACACCUUACCAACAGCAUUUAAGGAGCUCCUCUGUGUCCUGCCUUACUAUAAAUAAACACAAAAAAAUGAACAGGUGAUGCCAUUCACUGGGGGAUAUUUUGUGUUUGUAACACUGUAAAUGGUGCAAUCUGCUGUUGGUGAACAUCCGAUGUCAUUCUGUACUGUAUAUGAAUUUUAACGUGGAUAAAGUUGACAAUUGGAGAUUCACAAAUGGUGAAAAGGAAAGUUGACUUUUAUCUAAUGGACGUUUGUGUUCAGUAGAUUAGUCUCUGACCUAAUUUCUCUUUAUUUAUUCGUGUAUAUGGAUGUUUUUUUCCUCCAUUAGAUAUUACUAGAUGUUCCCAAUGUCUUAAUCACUGUGCCAUUCUCACUCUUUGUUUGUUAAUGGGUUAGGGUUCAACAUCUGCAUGCCCAGUCUUAACUGUUUCAUUGCAAUGUGUGACCUAAAUCUGCUGUAAGAUUACGGCAAAUAAUUUGUCGCUUUCUAGGUUUGUAUUCAUCCAGUGUGUUUGAUUUUUUACAUAGUGUACAAAAAAGGAGAAAUAAAUCAUGCUCCUAACA